AUAUUGUGGCAMAUUAAAAAAAAUUGUUAGAGUAUUUGAUGUUUCUUUAUUUUUUAAAGUAAAUCUGACGUCAGAUGUAAGGCUCCAAGUUUUUAUCUACUUGAGUACAUUCGUGAUAUUUUAAUUCAAGAUUCACUUAUGAAGAUUUUCUUGUUAUCCCUUUAUCAGCAUUAUUAAUAUUUUAUGUUAUUUAUUUAUUUUUGUAGUUUUCUAUAUGUGAAGUGUUUUGUCUCCGUUGGCACGUGAAGGCAUCAUGACGGUGAGCAGGUAGAGAUCCUCGGGGAGCCUCCGUGAGUCCGGGAGAUAAACUUUUGGGUYCGUACCGUAACUCAACCCUCCGCCCCGGUUCUCCGUGGACCUUCAGCGGGAACUAAAUGGAAGCUGGACGCGGCACCGUUGGAUUGUUUGUUGAAUUUGAAAGCAGAAAACCAGUCGACGGAGACUCGCAGUGCUCGGACAGAGUUUAAGUUUUAAUUGAAGAAAGUGUCUUUUUUUGCUGCGGUUAAUAAUUAGAUAAAAAUAACUGUUUUUUUUAUGUAGUUUCUCGGUUGUAAAACAGAAAAAAAAAAAGAAAAGAGAAACUCUUGCUCAACUUUUAUCUGCCAGCAUGACUCGGAGCUCUCCGGCGGCAACCUGUAGCUCAGCCUUUGAAGUUCAAGUCGUGGCUCGCGAGCGUUUUUUGGUGGAUUUCUGCAGAAAAUGUGGCGCCCACAGGACGGGCUGAGAUCUGACGCUUAUUUCCCACCGCUGCGUCGCUCAGUGCGGAUGAAAGGACACGGAUACACCAUGACCUGUGGACGACUGGGGGGAGACACGCGUGACGAGAGAACAUCCAAAUGAGGACUUUUUGUUUGUUUGGUGAAAAAUCAGCUUUUUGGACCGAGUGGACAACACACAACCCUGGAUACCCUGAGGAUCAGAGCUGGACUCCUGCUCCACAUUUAGAGUUUGAUUAUUAACCCCGGCUGUGGAUGGAAAGCCUCCAGCUUUAACAGUUUUGGAUUAUAUCUCCUGAGCUGCAGUCGUUGAGGGGAGGCCUUAAAAAGACCCGCAUUUGCCUGCUUUGAAGUCCACCAAUGUGCGGCCGGGCACCGCCGCCGCCGCAGCCGAGGCCAUGACCGUGCCUCGGCGGCGCCUGGCCGCGCUCUGGCCGUGGCUGCUCAUGGCGGCCCUGCAGGUGGUGCUGGGCCAGCCGGGCCCGGAGUCCGAGCGCGCGCUGCUCCGAGCGCUCAUCAAGGUGACGCUGGUGAAGCACGAGACCGCCGGGGAGCCCAUCGUSUUGGAGGGGGACUUCGUGGGAGGCAGCGCCGGCAAAGCGGAGGGGAAACUCAUGCAGUAUCACCCUCUGUCUUUGUGCAACACGAGCGAGGAUGAGCGGCAGGACAGCACCUUCAUCACCAUCGUCAAACUGGAGCACAGGGUGGCACCCUGCCUCCCGCUGGCUGAAAAGGCUCGCAUGGCGCUGGAUAAAGGAGCUCAGGCYGUUAUCUUUGAUGUCAGCGACGACACCAACGCUGCUGCCGACUUCUCGCAGUUUCAAGAAACAGACUCCCUUCCCCGUCCAGUUGUGCUGGUGAAGGGGGAGAACGCAGAGAAGCUGAUGGGUUUGGUCAACAAGAACGAGGAAGCCAAUGUUGUUAUUGAGAUCAAGAUGGAGCCCAAGUGGCCACAUUAUGAUGUGAGCAUCCUGCUCACCAUCGUCCUCGUCAUUCUCACCAUCGUCCUGAUCUUUGCUUUUCGCUACAAGUGCAAGCCCAACAGAACCUGGGACUCUGUCCAUCAGCAGACCAUGCGAGCCAUCGGUCGACUGGAGACCAGAACCUACCGCUCCCAGAGCUGCUCGGGCUCACAGCGCCACCGCGGGGCCUGGGGCUCGGCCAGCAGCUCCAACUCCAGCCCCGUCUGCGCCAUCUGUCUGGAGGAGUUCCAGGAGGGGCAGAAUCUGAGGAUCAUCUCCUGCGCUCAUGAGUUCCACAGAGAGUGUGUGGACCCCUGGCUGCUGCAGCACCGCACCUGUCCCCUCUGCAUGCACAACAUCAUGGGAAUGGAGCGUCAGCCUCAGAGGAACAGACCCCAGCAGAGUUCAGAGCAAAGCCAGAGCUUCCUGCACCCCCAGCCUUACAGCAGCCCCCACAACCACCCCUUCCCUCAGCACGCCAUCCCCUUCUCCAUGAGGCCCCACUAUCCCCGCGGGCCCUCUGGACCAUAUCCCAAUCUGGGCCACUACAGCGGCUCCCCUCCCAUGGACAGCCAGAUGCUGCACUUCCUCAGCAGCCGGCAGCUGGGGGCAGCUUGUGGGUUCCACCUGCCCGUGGAGGUCCCAGGGAGGCCCCACAGGAUGGGAGGGAACUGCAGGACUUCCAGCCACCACUACCCCUCCCGCCGGUCCUGCCACGCCCACCGCUCCGCCUGCCCGGCCCAGCGCAACCCGUCGAGACCGCAGCACGGCGUGUCGGUCGCACCGCAGAGCCGUGGAGCAGCGGCCCACGGCCGGCAGGAGGAGGGGAGCUGCUCUGGCGGGAGCUACCACACGGAGCGCAGCGGGUAUUUGGCCGACGGGCCGGCGAGCGACUCCAGCUCAGGACCGUGCCAGAGUUCCUCCAGUGACUCGGUACUCAACUGUACCGACGUGUCCCUGCAGGGAGUUUAUGGCAGCUGGUCCACCUUUCGCAGCUCUCUGAGCAGUGACUAUGAUCCGUUCGGGUAUUACGGGCCGGGUCCUGGGCGGACCCCGCGCAGGAACAGCCUGGAGGCCGCGGCCCAGACUCGACCCAGGUCUCUGGAUUCAGUGGUGAACAAAGAAGGCUGCCUUGGAGAACAGCCGCCGACUGUUUUCAACCACAUCCACUACCAUCGCCACAGACACCACCACUACGAGGAGGGGGAGCACAGCCAGGGCCUGAACAGGGUCUCAGAUGAGGAGCAGGGGGCCGGGGCUGCAGCGGCUGCACCCUCUGCUCACGUCCUGGACAAAGACUCCCCUGCGUGCCCACCAAAGCACAGCCCCUGCCACUGCCCCCAGCCAGAACCCAGCGGCAGGCCGAGCCCUGGAACAGAGUGCCAGGACCCCACAGGGCCUCCCGUUCUUGUGUCCUCGCUCCCCUUACAGCUCCAGUCCCACUGCUGCCACGGACACCCCCCUGCUCCCCUGGGACGAGUGGGGGGCUGUCUGCUGGAAGGCCCCUCUGUUCGCUUCCACCAGAGCCUGGACCUGCAGGACGACCGCAGCAUCCACAUCCACUAYGGCCAGGGUCCGGCCUUCUGCUGCUCUCCGGCCGAGCUGCGCCCGGCCCUGCUCCCCGUGCCUCUCAUCCUGGACUCUGCGGGGCUGGAGGAGUGGCCCUGCUGCGCCGGGGCUCGCGUGGCGUGGCAGAGGCAGGUGCAGCAGGCCCACUCAGAGCCUCAGCUCCUGGGGCCGAGGACGGCAGCGGACAGGCCGCCCUGCAGGUUCCACCUUCAGGGCCCCGCCGCUGACCUCAACACGGACCUUUGUUUAUACUGCCAAUCAUUACACCACAAUCAGGGAUCAGAAGAGGAGUCUGGGGUCUGAAUGGAGCCAGAACAGAAGUGCUUCACACAAAAAAUUCCACCAGUUCUGACCUCCAGCCGCCUCCAGAAGAUCCCCUCUACUCACAUAAUGACAUUUCUCUUGUUUUUUUUUUAUUUUUUAGAAAAAGGUUUUUGUUUUCAACACCUUAUGGUUCUAAUAUGUGAAGAUGGGUGUCAGGAGAAAAGGCUCCCAUCACCAAAGCGAGGAUCGUUCCCGCUAAGCUUCCAUGCGCCAACAGCCAGUGAAUGAUCCAGUUCAGGGUGUGGAGMCCCCCGCAUGAAGUGAGCCUGCAUCUCUGCAUCACUUUCUCCUAAUAAAGAACAACGUGAUUCACCAUCAGAGGUACUUCACCUGCGUAGCCUUCUCCUUCCUUCGCUGAGUCUAGUCUCAGCUGAGAGAAGCUCUUCUCUCCAGCCUACCUCAGCUCAGAGUUCUUAAUUCGCCUCCCACAGAGGGGGUCUUUAAAGGUACUGCUGUAGUCAUUUCUCUUUGUCUUCUUUUUUUGUUGUUGUUGUUUUUGUCACAACUUUGUAGCUUCAAACUCAUCAGAAAGUUACCCUCUUGGCUCGGUGGAACGGAGAGAAAGGUUUAUGCUCAGCCUCACACGGGCCUCGUUUUCUUAAUUUCAAUUAUGGCAGCUGUUUUCAUCUUUUUCUCUUUUUUUUGUUGUAGUUUGCCUGUUUUUUAUGCGCUUCAGACAAAUCGAUUUGACUGAAUUAUGUUAGUCACUGCAAAGCUAUUGUGUUUUUUUUUUUGUCACGUGGUUACUUCAGUGCCGUUCAGGUCCUCGGAACAGCGGUCUAAUCAGAAGGGUGACAAUCAGAUCCUCCUUUCUUCCAUCUCAUCGUGAUGUUAUUUUAUCCUUUCACAGAGUUUAUACUCUUCCCCUUUGUUUCCAACAAUCCUAAGCUGUAGUAAACUACAGGAGCAGAGUAACGACUCUGCCUUUUAGUCUAACUGGARUGAAGCCAUGCUAGGUAGAACUAGAUGUUAGCUCAGUCUGUUGCUGCGGCACCACUUUUAUAAAAGCUUGGUGUUUUUUUUUUGUUUGUUUUUUUGUGUUGGUUUGUUUUAACAAAUAUAGGCAGAGCCUGAGAAAUGUCUCAGGGACCGUCAAGAUCUUUUAGAGAACUUCCACCCAAAAUAUUUUUUUUAAAAUAAAACUGACAAAUUUAUUUUGAAAAUGUAAAAUAAAGAAUCCAGUUAAGGUUUAAGCUGAUAGUAACCCUGUUCAGCUUCUCUGAUGGACUGAGAGACGAAAAGUGUAUUUAAAGAAAAUAUAAAGUCAACGUCACUGUGCCUUUUAAAUUUGGAUAGUUUUUUUUUCUUAAAGGAAUAGUCAGGACCUUUUGAAUGUUGGAAAAAUUUGUCAGAAUGGACAUCCUUCCUGUUAAAGAUUGGUCUUUUUAUAAACUCCGUAUGGAGACGUCAUUCUGUUCUGACUGGACUGAUGAGCUAAAGGCUAAAGGCUAGUCCAACUGCCAUCGUGAAACUCAGAUCUCAGAAUUCGAAAUGGCUCACACAGACUUUUACAACACUUGUCACAGUUUUUUAUCUGGAUAUUUGCGAGCGAAGCCAUCACCGGCGGCAGCUAGCUGUAGCAYUCCUGCAGGAAUGUCCUAAUAGUUAAGAUAAUUCCGUUCCUGUGAAGCACUUUGAUAUUUAGAGGAAAAUGGUUGUUUUAAAAAUGGAAGAAAUUCCCAUUAACCCUCUACGGCAGUGGUUCCCAAACUUUUUGUCUUCUGACCCACAAAAUAUCCCCGGCAAAAACUUGUGACCCCAAAUAUUA
Austrofundulus limnaeus is the source of this 5339-nucleotide messenger RNA. RefSeq names its product ring finger protein 43 (gene rnf43). Bases 1115 to 3550 code for a protein of 811 amino acids. NCBI's taxonomy places the organism in Eukaryota, Metazoa, Chordata, Actinopteri, Cyprinodontiformes, Rivulidae. The record is from RefSeq and is a predicted model, not a curated record. The transcript is spliced from 9 exons.